AGCUGAGGAGAUGGGGGCACGGCCAGGAUAACCACCUUUCGGCGUUUCCCUCCCGUGCGGGCCUGAGGGCACCGAGGGGAGGUGGCGUUGCCAGCUGCCUGUUCCCUUGCCCGGGUGACAGCGCUUCACCGUUUCCCUUCAGCGCGGUCCCUGGCGCCAGGAGAUGGAGACUCGACUUGGUCACGGAGUGUAGCAGCGCUAAAAUAGGCACAUCGGGAGCGUUUAAGGCGAUGAGCUCGCUAGAGGGCACCAGGCACUGAUGGAAAUCUCGGCGAGGCUUCAGGGCUGUUGAAAGGCAACGCUCUUUGGAGGCUGGCGGUGGGGAGCACCUGGACUGCCGUGUGAUUGCCGGGCUGGGUGAUGCUGUGAGCACAUGAAUAGUGUGAGAAGACUCUUGGCUGCCUCUGUAAUUUCCGUCCAGAACUCCUGCUUCAUCUAUCCUGCCUGUCAAAAAUGCUUUUCUAGGCUGAUACUGGAUUCUAGGAGGUUUAACUGUCUAAAAUGUGGCUGCACAGGUGAAGCUAAAGAUGCAAGCUACAGAUAUAGAUUGUCCCUAAAGAUUGCUGACACUAAUGAUUUGUUUGACAUUACCGUGUUUGGAAGUUGCUUAGAUCCAUUCUUUGGGGUCACUGCAGGAAAUCUGCAGAGGUGUAUUCAAGACUUCAAUCAGCUGUCAGGAGAAACAAACACAGAUGCAUCUCCAGGAGCAUUAGUUCAAGCAGUGGAAACCUGUUUCAUUGGAAAAAGAUUUAUAUUUGGAGUGAAGAGUCAUGCAAGUGAAGAUGGAGGGCGUUCUGCUGUCAGCAGCAUCUUGCAAAACUGUUCCAGAAUUAAUAGAAGUACAAAAAACCUUACAGCUUGCCAGAUCUUCCUGCCAAAUGCUGCUGUUACUGGCUUUACGGUUAUCAGCUACUUCCAUCGGCUCCUGCAGUCAGCAAAAUUCAGGAGCUGUAAUAACAGCUCAUGCUUACCUGAUGCAUCUUCAGCUCCAGUAGAUGAACCUGUCAGUGAGCUCAGCAGCUUGUCUAGCCUGAGCAGAAACUCCUGGUUUGUUCAGUCUACUGGCAGAGAAAGUUUCUUAGGGUCCUGGCAGCAGUCCUUCAGCCUGACUUCAUCUGUUGCUUGGGUAACAGCGGAAGACUUUCCCACUCUGGAAGUGGGAAAGCUGGUGAGUGAACAGCAUGAACAAGAGGGGAGGCCUGUCUCUGCAGAAUCGUGCAGUGUAAGCCUCAACAAUCAAACUCUUUGGGAUUCACAGUUUUGCAGCUCUUCUGUGAAGGAAGGGAAUAAGGAGGAGGAUAAUGACUGGAGUUCACAGCCUAGUCAGACUGACAGUAUCUCUGCAACUGAUAAAUUAGAGAGAGUAUCCUCUUCAAAGACUGAGUGUUUACAUGGAAACAGUUCCAGGUUAUUACAACAUCCCUUGGAAUUUGAGGUAAAAAGCAUUUACCCGAAGACUAAUACUAGAAAUUAUUCUUACCCCGAAAAAUCCCACAACUCCCUUUUUUACAAGAGAGAUGCCUCAGCAUCUAAUCAUGUAAAUGUAGCUGCAGUGUCUCAGAUGGACUCUAUGCUUUGGGAUGAGCUCCCAUUCUCAGAAAGCCUAAAUGAAUUUUUAGCCAGAAUAGAAGAUGUUAAGAGUGUUGUAACAUCACCCAGCCUUGAUGCAGGCAAACAUGCCCUUCUUGAAAGUAGCAAGUUGGGUGUAAAUCUUAACAAAUCGUAUCCCAGGCAAACCCUAGUAGCUGGUGAUUUGCCUGAAGCGAGCGUCUCAAGGAGGUUCUUACCACCAGCAAAGAAUGAUAGCUGGGAGAACAUAUUGUUUGCUUGUCUUCAGUCGAAUGCAAAUCCUCCGAGUGAUGAGGUGUCACAAUGUGAGUCUUCUUCUGUGUUUUAUCUUCAACUGACAAGGAAUGUGGAGCAUCUUGCUUUAUACCUGACCCUCAUCUACCUAUUCUGUCACAGUCCUUGCCAGUUACAUCAGAGCCUUCUGUUUCCGAGAGCAGAUAUGUGCAGUCCAAAGAAGCAAAUGUUGACAUUUUGAAGUCAGCUUGGUCCUUUAUUAGUCUGCAGUGCAGUGCUGAACAUGGAGAAACCUCCUGUU
Messenger RNA from Gymnogyps californianus (California condor), 2104 nucleotides. RefSeq names its product DNA damage induced apoptosis suppressor (gene DDIAS). NCBI's taxonomy places the organism in Eukaryota, Metazoa, Chordata, Aves, Accipitriformes, Cathartidae. Gene Ontology annotation, cellular component: cytoplasm; nucleus. The transcript has 6 exons. The record is from RefSeq and is a predicted model, not a curated record. The coding region runs from base 374 to 2044 and encodes 556 amino acids. Gene Ontology annotation, biological process: negative regulation of intrinsic apoptotic signaling pathway in response to DNA damage.